AUGUUUGGUCUUCCUGGACUUUUAUGUACAAUAGAUCAGAAAGGUGAAGCUAGUAGUGUCGUAUUAGAAGAUGUAGACCGACAAAACGAUGGCGCCUCCAUAAACAUUUAUGGGCCAAAGGGACUUCGCAGAUUCCUUCGACUUGCUCUUGCAUUAUCAAGAGCUAAUUUAAGCUACACUUAUGCUGUUCAUGAGUUGAUACUAGAAGAAAAACAUUGUCCUCCAAAUUGGCAAGACUGGGCAUGUUUAGAGGCUGAUAUAACUCGAGAUCCCCCAUUAUUUUGUGAACGUUCUGGUAGAGACAUUUUUGCGAACAGUGAUGGAUUCUGGUAUAAUGUUACAAAUAAUGAAGAGAAAUGUGAAAUGGUGCAUGCAGUGUCUAUAAAACAUACGAUUCCUUCCGUAGGUUGGCUGAUAAUAAAGCCGGAUCAUGCACCUUCCUUGUGUGCUGAGACAGCUAUAAAAUUAGGCGUUCCCAAAGGACGAUUAAUGGGUGAACUGAAACGAGGUAAGACAGUUGUCAUUGAUGGUAAAACAGUUCGACCUGAAGAUGUGUUGAAACCGCGUUUAAGAGGUCAUCGUAUCGCAAUUAUGGGGGAUACGUAUGAUUCUUCUGAACUUUUACGUCUUAUGCAGGUUUUGCAUACUGCAAAUCAAAUUACUUCUAUAACUUUGGAUACCCUUGUACAUGAAGCUACUUUAGACGACAGUUUAUAUGAGGAUGCAUUGAGCAAAGGUCAUUCUGUACCAAGAGUUGUAAUGAAAUUAGCCUGUCAACUCAAUGUUCGUCAGUUAGUUUUAACACAUUUCAGUCAUAGAUAUGAUCGAAUAGAUUCUCUAGAUGAAAACACUAUAAAAAGUGAAAUUGGUGAACAGGUGAAUCAUUCAAAGAAAUCUAAAAAUGAUAAGAAAAACAAACCUAGUUUACAAAUUAUCUUAGAUCAAGCCAAAUCUACAGAUUUCAGUGGAGAUAUCAUUUUGGCUGAUGAUCAACUUUUAGUGAAAAUCCCCCCUGUAACACAAUAA
Molecule: messenger RNA, 1026 nt
Organism: Schistosoma intercalatum
Lineage: Eukaryota; Metazoa; Platyhelminthes; Trematoda; Strigeidida; Schistosomatidae
Source: the annotation of a GenBank genome assembly